AUGAGCGAGGAAUUGGUGCCAAUGGUUAGUUUGUUUUUUGAAUUUCUUGUCAAAUUUUGAGAUUUUCAGACAAUUGGUUGGUUCGACAUGCCUUUUGAGAUGCGAGAAAUGGUUAUGGAACAAAUGGAAGUUAGGACAAAAGGAAAAUUAAUGCAAUGCUCAAAGGAUUGUGAUGAAGAAGUCAAAGGAACGAAGAAUUUCAUUGAUAGAAUCGAAUUGUGUUUGUCUUCAAGAUUUGCCACCAUGGAAGUAUUUUUCGCCGAUGGUUUUAAAUUCAAAUUCAUUAAAAGCAACGAGUUAAACGAUAAGAUAUUUCUGCAAUUUAACAGGUAAUGAAAAGAAACCUUUCUCAUAUCAAUAUCAUAUUUUUAGUUCAAGAUUAAAGGAAUUUUCUGAAAAAUUGGUGGGAAGUUUCGAGGAAAUUUCCUUGAAUCGAAUCAAAAAUUGGAUUUAUAAGGCUGUCAAUCUCGACACUUUGAAUGUGAAAUUGGUGAGAAGAGCUCGUUUGAUCAAUAAAAAUCAAUAUAUUUUUGUAGGCCGAUUUUCCAUUGGUUGAUUUUGACAUCACUCAUCUCAAGAAAUUGAAAUAUAUCAAAAUUGAAAGUGAAAUGAGUUUUGGUGAAUUUUUGAAUGAUGGAUUGAUGGUAAAAGAUCAGGUAACAAUUUUUUGGCUCUGAAAUAUUAAUAAAAAGUUUUCCAGUUUUGGUCGAUCGAAAAUAUCACUAUGGAGAAUGUCAAAUUGGCAAUUGAGGAUUUAUGUGAUAUUAAAGCGGAAUCUAUCGAACUGAAAAAUACAAAUGUGUCAGCAGAAAUGUUGAAUCAAUUUUUGAAAUCAUGGAUCAGCGGAGAAAUUGACAAAAAAUUCACUAAAAUGAAGAUCGGAAUGAAGGAAAAUAACAACAAGACAGAAUUGUCGAGUAUUAUUCUCAAAGAAGUUAAUGCAAUUGGUCAACACGAGAAACAUUAUUGCAUUUGGGUUAGAUUGAUGAACGAAAACAACGAAUGGGCCGAAAUUCAUAUUUCUUCUAACUCAUUCAUUAUGAUUUGCAAAACUUCCGCAGAAAAGUUUGAAUAUAAAGGAUUCGACAUUAUUGAAGAAAUGAAUAUGGUGGAUCUUUCUGACUUUUCCGAAAUAAUGGGACAAUUGGAAUUAAUUGAAGAUGUUGAAUUUGACCCUGAAGAUUAUGAAGGAAUGUAUGAUUUUUAUUAG
This is a messenger RNA of Caenorhabditis angaria, 1210 nucleotides long. Lineage: Eukaryota; Metazoa; Nematoda; Chromadorea; Rhabditida; Rhabditidae. The record is from the annotation of a GenBank genome assembly.